GCCGGCAUGCCGCUGCAGCUUUAAACGGAUUUGGGGGAAAUUGGAGAUUUUUGCUCUCAUGACGGUGGAGGUGAGCUACUGGAGCCGGAUUCUUCUGCUGUCGGUGGGGGUUCUGGCCACAUCAGCCGCCGCCCAGAACUGCAGUUACAUUUUGCAAGGUCCAAACGGGACACUACAGAGUCCCGGUUUCCCGUACGGUUAUCCAAAUUAUGCCAAUUGUACAUGGACAAUCAAUGCCGAGGAGCAGAACAGGGUACAGCUUGUAUUCCAGUCCUUCGCUUUAGAGGAAGAUUUCGAUGUUUUAUCUGUCUACGAUGGAUUGCCACUGCAGGGAAGUCUAAGAACGAGGUUAACCGGUUUCCAGUUGCCUCCUCCCAUCGUGAGUACUGGAAUGGUGCUAUCUUUGUGGCUUGUGAGCGAUUACGCAGUCAGUGCUCAAGGAUUCCAGGCAAACUACGAAGUUCUACCAAGUCACACCUGUGGAAAUCCAGGAAGGCUCCCAGAAUGGAAUCCAGCAGGGGAUCGAUGUUCAGCGAUGCAUGGCGACAAAGCAAGCGUUACAGCUGCAACUCCAGGCUUCUUUCUGGAGGGCCAUGCACUACUCACUUGCCAUGCAAGUUCGGGAAAAACUUACUGCCUCUCCUGGGACUUCCCUCUGCCCUCCUGUCGAGCUGAUGAUGCAUGUGGUGGGACCCUUCGGGGGCAGAGUGGAAUUAUUUCAACUCCCCAUUACCCUUCGGAGUAUAACAACAAUGCUGAUUGCACGUGGACCAUUCUAGCAGAGCCCGGGGACACCAUCGCUUUGGUGUUUAUGGAUUUUCAACUGGAAGAUGGAUAUGAUUUUUUAGAAGUUACGGGAACGGAGGGGUCAUCACUAUGGUAA
This is a messenger RNA of Sphaerodactylus townsendi, 883 nucleotides long. RefSeq names its product CUB and sushi domain-containing protein 2-like. Lineage: Eukaryota; Metazoa; Chordata; Lepidosauria; Squamata; Sphaerodactylidae. The record is from RefSeq and is a predicted model, not a curated record.